AUGAGCCCACCCUUCGGCACGAAAUUGGCCACGCGCGCCCCCGGCCUCCAGUACAGCAUCUCUCUCCCGGUCGACGGGUGCAUCGCCCCGGGCGCCGGCCGCACCGCCAGCCGCCCGGAGAAUCGCGAGUCGUCCCACGCACGGGCGCAGCACGCGGACUCGCGGGCGGUGAGGGGGGCGGCCUGGAGGAUGGGGUACAUGUCGGCGCGGCCGUCAAGGCGGCGGGCGGAAGGGUCGCCGUUGGCGGCGCGCAGUGGGGGGCGGGCGGUCCUGGGCGCGGGGCCGGCGCCUGCGCAGGGGCAGGACUAG
Ostreobium quekettii is the source of this 309-nucleotide messenger RNA. NCBI's taxonomy places the organism in Eukaryota, Viridiplantae, Chlorophyta, Ulvophyceae, Bryopsidales, Ostreobiaceae. The record is from the annotation of a GenBank genome assembly.